Molecule: messenger RNA, 1683 nt
Organism: Gasterosteus aculeatus aculeatus (three-spined stickleback)
Lineage: Eukaryota; Metazoa; Chordata; Actinopteri; Perciformes; Gasterosteidae
Gene: rrp36
Product: ribosomal RNA processing 36
Biological process (GO): maturation of SSU-rRNA from tricistronic rRNA transcript (SSU-rRNA, 5.8S rRNA, LSU-rRNA)
Cellular component (GO): nucleolus; 90S preribosome
Source: RefSeq, a predicted model, not a curated record
UCGAACAUUAUAGUAAAACAUUUAUUUUGAAACCGGAAAUGCUUCUUCCACCUUCCUGGAGUGGAACUCGUAACACACGUGGAUAACAGAGCUCAGCAAAACAGGACUUUACGUUGAAUAACUUUAUAAACAGCCGCAAUGAAAGGGAAAGAGAAGCAGCUACGAGAGAUGACGGUGUCAAAGAAGAAGAACAUGGCGGCGAGCAGCAGCAGCGAUGAUGAAGAAGACUCCGACGCAGAGAGGAACUACGCUCUGCUCACUGGAAAAGGAGCAAAGUGGGCGGAGCCAGGAGUCAGCGAUGAGGAUGAAGGGGCGUCUGAUGGCGGUGCAGAGGAGGAAGGAGGCGAGGAGGGAUCAGAUGACGGCGAGGAACCGUCUAAUAGGGACGAAGAAGAAGAAGAGGACGACGACGACAGCAACGCCUCAGAGGACGACGUGGAUGGCGAUCCGGAGGACGCCGGCGGUAGCGGUGAGAUCCAGACGGAGCACGACAUUAAGAAAGAGCUCUCCAACAUGUCCUUCGAGGACAUCAUGAAGCUGCAGAGCCAAGUGGGGACCAAAGCUUACAACAAGCUGGCGUACGGCGGCGGGAAGAGCGGCGGCAAGAGCCGAGGCGCCACCAAAAAGAAGCGCCUGAACAAGAACAGGCCGAUGGAGAUUUCAUCCAAGAGACGGGCUCCCUUCCUCCGUCAGGUCGUCUCCGUCAAGAAGCCGAUGCAGCGAGAUCCCCGAUUUGACGACCUGUCGGGAGAAUACAAACCGGAGAUUUUUGAGAAGACGUUUAAAUUCAUCAACGACAUCAAGCUCAAAGAGAGAGAGAUCAUCGAGAAGAAGCUGAGGAAGUCGAAGAACAGCGAGAACAAGGAUAAACUUGAGUUCCUCCUGAAGAGGAUGGACAACCAGGAGCGAGCGAGGCAGCGCCAAGAGCAGCAGAGAGAGAGAGAGCUGCAGUUCAAGAGGGAGCAGAGAGAACGAGCCAAUCAGGGCGAGCGGCCGUACUUCCUCAAGAACUCUGACAAGAAGAAGCUGCAGCUGGCCGAGAAAUUCCAGGAGCUCAAGAAGAGCGGCAAGCUGGAGAACUUCCUGAGCAAGAAGAGGAAGAGGAAUGCUGGAAAGGACCGCAGGAAGCUGCCCAGACAGCUGCUCAACAGCAGCGGCCAGGGAAGCUGGAUGGAAUGAGACUGUAAUGACCCGCCCCUGCCUGCUGGUGGCGCUGUGGUCUGUUCCACGGAGGACCGAGAUCUCUGGUGUCAGAGUUAAAUGACCUUUUUAUUGUAAAAUAUUUCCGGACUUCCCAUCGCCUCUCACGGGCCUUUGUAGGAGUGUUGUUUGCUCGGUUGCCAUGGAGAUGGCUGCGAAUAAAAUAAGCAAAGACCGAAGAUGGAUUUUCUGCCUGAAGAAAUGGAUCAAACGAUCCGUCGCCUGGAAGCAGGAAAGUGCAGAUAAACAAUGGUCUGUUUGUGACGUUAAAUCUGUUCAGUUGAUUUUUUUUUUUUUUACCUCAAGGGGUUUAAAGGCCUUUUCAGGCCAAUUCAUUUUAAAAAGACAUGGAUAAUGAGUCACAUUUGACCGAAUUCUUAAACAAUCAAACCAUCUCAGCUGUGAUGCAGAUUAAAAUGAAACACCAAGUUUCCCUUAGUGUCCGAUAGAGGGACUUUAUUAAUAAAGUGUUUGAGAACAGAA